Oppia nitens is the source of this 1582-nucleotide messenger RNA. Its product is annotated as probable serine carboxypeptidase CPVL. Gene Ontology annotation, biological process: proteolysis. The record is from RefSeq and is a predicted model, not a curated record. Lineage: Eukaryota; Metazoa; Arthropoda; Arachnida; Sarcoptiformes; Oppiidae. The transcript has 3 exons. Gene Ontology annotation, molecular function: serine-type carboxypeptidase activity. The coding region runs from base 62 to 1486 and encodes 474 amino acids.
UUUAAAAAUUGUUUGAGUGUGUGUUCAAUAAUAUUAUUAUAUUUUUAGCUGUUUGUAAAAAAUGGCAUUUAUUAAGAGUUUUAUUUCAUUAUUAUUAAUAAUAAUAUUAAUUAUUGAUAAAUCCAAUGCAAUAUUUCGCAAAAAUCUAUUUCCGUCCCAUUCGGCGGCAAAUAUCAAUAGCCGAGAUCCGGGACAACCAUUGUUUUUGACACCAAUGAUAGAAUCGGGUCAUAUCGAGGAAGCACAACAAGCAAGUCGGGUAACCGGUUUGUCCGAUGCACCCGAUAUUAUCAGUUAUUCAGGAUUUUUGACGGUUAAUAAAAAGUUUAACAGCAAUAUGUUUUUCUGGUACUUUCCGGCACUGAACAAAGACAAAAAGGCCCCACUAUUGCUUUGGCUUCAGGGAGGACCGGGAGGUUCAUCAUUAUUUGGUCUAUUCAACGAAAACGGUCCGCUAGUGUUGGAUAAAAAUCUGAAAUCAAGUAUAAGACAAUAUACGUGGGCUCAAGAGUAUUCAAUGAUAUUCAUUGAUAAUCCCGUGGGAACGGGAUUCAGUUUCACACAUAAUGAUUUGGGUUACGCCACAAACGAGACAGAUGUGGCCCGAGAUUUGUAUACAGCUUUACAACAGUUUUUCACAUUAUUUCCUAAUGAACGGCAAAAUGAUUUCUAUAUUACUGGAGAGUCAUAUGCGGGUAAAUAUGUGCCGGCAAUUGCUUAUAAAAUACAUACAGAAGGCAAUGCAUCCAAUAUUAACCUCAAAGGCAUAGCCAUUGGUGAUGGACUGUGCGAUCCGGCGACACAAUCGGCUUACGGAGACUUUCUCUACCAAAUAGCACUUCUCGAUGAAAAUCAAAGAGACUUUUUCAAUGCUGAAGAAAACAAAGCCGUCGACUAUAUAAACAAAGAGCAAUAUUUUGAAGCCUUCAAGAUAUUUGAUUUACUACUAAAUGGUGAUCUGAUUAACAGUACGUCAUAUUUUACAAAUUCAACGGGACUUACAUUUUAUUAUAACUUUCUGAUGGGUUCGGCACCCGAAGAGUUCGGCUAUUAUCCAAAAUAUUUGGGUUUGGAAUCGACCCGACGGGCCAUACAUGUCGGUAAUUUGCCAUUUUCUGAGGGCAAUAUUGUUGAACAACAUUUACUGAAUGAUAUUAUGAAAUCGGUUAAGCCAUGGAUCAGUACAUUGCUUGACAACUAUAAAGUCCUCAUAUAUAGCGGCCAACUGGAUAUUAUAGUUGCCGCACCGUUGACCGAAAAUUUUGUCCGCAGUAUUCAAUGGUCUAAAGCCGAUCAGUACAAGAAAGCCGAGAGAAUUAUUUGGAAAGUCGACAAAACUGAUAAAGAAGUGGCCGGUUAUGUCAGACAAGUGGACCGGUUUUUGCAAAUAGUUGUCCGAAAUGGUGGACAUAUACUACCGUUUGAUCAGCCGAGAGCUUCCUAUGAUAUGAUCAAUAGAUUUGUCAAAAACAAAUCGUUUCAAUAAUUAAAAAAAACAUAAAUAAUUGAAAACUAACUAUUAUUAUAACCUUAAAAUUAAAUUCUUUGAUAAAUUUAUAUACGAUAUUAAUACUAUAAUAAG